Molecule: messenger RNA, 1816 nt
Organism: Thlaspi arvense
Lineage: Eukaryota; Viridiplantae; Streptophyta; Magnoliopsida; Brassicales; Brassicaceae
Source: the annotation of a GenBank genome assembly
UGUAUACGAGUCUAUAUAUUUAGUAACCUCGACUCCCAAGGCUUUACAUCACCAAUACAUUUAAGUUUUGUAUAUUUUCUUCAGUUGGCUGAGUAUAUCUUAUUUCAAUAUGGAAUCCAAUUGUGUUCAGUUUCUUGGCAACAAGACGAUUGUCAUCACAGGUGCUCCAGGUUUUCUUGCCAAAGUUCUGGUAGAGAAAAUUCUGAGGUUGCAACCAAAUGUGAAGAAGAUGUACCUUCUGUUGAGAGCUCCCGACAAUAAAGCAGCCAUGCAACGUUUACGUAGUGAGGUUCUGGAGAUAGACCUUUUUAGGGUGUUGAGGAACGAUCUAGGUGAAGAAAAUCUGAAUGCUUUGGUGCGUGAAAAGAUCGUGCCGGUUCCCGGUGAUAUAUCGGUCCAUAAUUUGGGAGUGAAGGACUCUGAGCUCUUACAACGUAUAUGGAGUGAGACUGAUAUCAUGAUCAAUAUCGCAGCCACAACGAACUUCGAUGAAAGAUAUGAUAUUGGUCUUGGCAUCAAUACAUUUGGAGCUCUCAAUGUUCUCAACUUCGCCAAAAAGUGUGUUAAAGGACAACUGCUUCUCCAUGUCUCAACCGCAUAUGUUUCCGGAGUAGAGUCGGGACUAUUACUAGAGAAACCAUUCAAGAUGGGGGAUAGUCUCAACGGAAAUAAGAAACUAGACAUCAAUGUUGAGCUCGAUCUUAUGAAACAUAAAUUGAAAGAGCUCGAGCAUCAAGACUGUUCUGAGAAAGAGAUAUCUCAGGCGAUGAAAGAUCUUGGAAUGGCAAGAGCAAAGCUUCAUGGAUGGCCAAAUACAUAUGUGUUCACCAAAGCAAUGGGAGAGAUGCUAAUGGGACACUACAGAGAAAAUUUGCCACUUGUUAUCAUUCGUCCAACAAUGAUCACUAGUACUCUCGCUGAACCAUUUCCCGGUUGGAUCGAAGGAUUGAGAACUAUAGACAGUGUGAUUGUUGCAUAUGGUAAAGGAAGGCUUAAAUGUUUUCUUGCGGAUUUAAAUACAGUCUUUGACCUUAUACCGGCAGAUAUGGUGGUAAAUGCGAUGAUUGCAACCGCGACAGCUCACGCGGGAGAAACCGGGAAUCAAAGCAUAUACCAUGUCGGUUCUUCUUUUCAGAACCCGGUCACGUUUGGACAACUCCACCAGUUCACUGCUCGUUACUUCGCUAAAAAACCUCUCAUUGCUCGCAAUGGCUCACCAAUCAUCGUAUCCAAAGGAACGAUUUUAUCCACUAUGGGUCUCUUCAGCCUCUACAUUACCCUGCGUUACAAGCUUCCUCUACAGAUACUUCGAUUGAUUAAUAUAAUAUACCCAUGGAGUAAAGGAGACAAAUACAAUGACGACACCCGCAAAAUCAAUCUGGCUAUGCGACUAGUUGAACUUUACCAGCCUUACUUACUCUUCAAGGGCAUAUUUGAUGAUUUAAAUACCGAAAGACUGCGAAUGAAAAGAAAGGAGAACAUCAAAGAGUUUGAUGGGUCGUUCGAGUUCGAUCCCAAGUCCAUUAAUUGGGGGGAUUAUAUGGAAAACACACACAUUCCUGGCCUCAUCACCUAUGUCCUUAAACAAUAAACUAUAUAGUACGUGAAUACUAGUAAUAUCGUAUUGUGCACUGUUUAAUGAGUGACCUUGAAUCUUGUGUGUAAUAUUAUUUAUAUUUAUCAAAACAUUAUAAGAAAAUAAGAUUUAUGUCAUUAUAAUUGAAUUGUAUUAUAUUUCCUGGUUUCUUUGAAUAUUAAUUACAUGUAAAACCAAAAUAUUGUUUCAACUCAAGAUAAUGAAAUUAAAAUUUUCUUA